UAUCCAUCAUCUUUCAUUUCAGUCUCUCACAUUUUUCUUCCCCCACAUAAAAGGAACUAACAAGCUUCAAAUAAAUAAAUAAAUAAAUAAAUCCACAAGAUCACCAGAUCUAGAAGCUUUUUUUUUUUUUAAUUUUUAUUUCUUAUCUUUAUUGAUACUUAAAGGAUGCAUUUUACAAUAAUACUUCUACUUUUCUAGAUAUGGGUAUUCAUCAAAAUGUGUAACUGAAACUGGUUUACGUUCUUUUUUAUUAAUUUAUUUUUCUGGGCUAGUAAUAAAGAUACAAUCUUUAUUGUUAAUAUUAAUUUUUGGAGAUUGUUAGUUGAUCAAAAUAUGUAGAUUGAAACUGGGUUAGGUUCUUUUAAUUAUUUUUGGGUUUUAUUUAUUUGGGCUGGUAAUAAUUUGAUCCACAGAUAAUUCUUUUUUGUUUUUUUGGUUUUAUUUAUCUGGCUGGUAUUAAAGAUACAAUCUUUAUUGAAAUUCAGAUCAUUCUGUGUAUUUUUUUUUUUAGAUUGUUAGUUUGAUCAAAAUAUGUAGAUUGAAACUGGGUUGGGUUCAUUUUUCUUUCUUUUUUCCUCAAUUUUUUUUUUUGGCGGGAGAGAUUUUGUUUGGUCAGUAAUGAUGACGUCAUCAUCACCGCCACCUUCGGGCGGUGGCAGCGACGGAGGAGGAGGAGGAGGGAAUUAUAUAGAACACCAAGUUUCUAAAUUUGAUACCCUUCCUGGUGUAGCUAUCAGAUAUGGUGUUGAGGUAGCUGAUAUUAAGAGGUUGAAUGGGCUGGUUUCGGAUCUCCAGAUGUUUGCUCGAAAGACACUUCAAAUACCAUUACCUGGGAGGCAUCCACCAUCACCCGUUGUCUCAAAUGGUCAAGACCCCCAAGGACCAAGCAGCUCUGAGCAGACCCCUUCAAGCAAUCAAUAUGAUUUGUUUGGUUCAUUUCAAUCCCUGAAAUUGAAGUCUUCCCUGCAGCCAAGAGUUUCACCAGCCAUGAGCUCUUUAUUAGGUUAUCAGGGUCCUAAACCGGCAGAUCAGAAAGUUGCAUCUGAAGGUUUUGAAAUGGCUGUCUAUCGGAAAGGAGUAUCACAUUAUUUAGAAGAUGGACCGUUUGUCAAGUCAACUCCUCCUCAUCAUCCUAAUCCACCAAUCGGUCUGCAUAGAAAAUGUAAAAGUGUAGCUAAUGAAUUGUCAGAGAAUGGAGUAGAUAGCACAGAAAAUGGAUAUGAUAGAGUGUUUGAGAAAUUGGCGAGAAGGCGUCAGAAGUCUGAGGCUGAUUUCAGUUCCCGCACCCCAGAAGUGCUGUUGAAAGAAGAUAAUAACAGCAGUGGGGGGACCGGGUUUUCUGCUGCUGCUGGAAAGGGUUUGGCUUUGCGACCUAAGUCUGCUAGUCGAACUCUCUCUGGACCGGAUACCGAGGCAAGUUCAAUAAAUCCUAUCCCUAUCUUGUUGAACGAUUCUUUUCUGAACGAAAGCGCAAGUGUGAGGAAGUCAUCGAGUACACCGAGUUUGCAGGAAUCAGAGAGUGGCACAUUAUCUUCUCUUUGGCCAACAACAAAGUGGAAUUUGAAGCCGGAUUUUCAGGCAAUAUCUACUGCAGCAAUUACAAAACCAAUCUUCGAUAGCCUUCAAAAGCCAAUUGGUGCUCGAAAAAGCAAGACUGCUGUUGAUUAGCAAUUCUUUCUCCAUAUCUUGUUAGUCCUCCCUCUAACACAUAGUAGAAACUGAAAACUAGCUUUAGAAGUAAAACUCUAAAUGCCUUCUUAUUGCUAUAAUUUUAUCUUUUCCUUCAUUUCCUUUUUUGUAUUGCAAAAUUUUGGUUCAUGUGUAGCAUUAGCAAAAGGUUAAGUUUAUUCUUGGAGUUGAAAAUUUGUAGCAGCACAGUAAAGAUUACUGUGUAGUAGAAAUUUUUGUUGCUUCAUGGACCUUCCAAAUCCUAUAUAUGUUAAUUACAUAUUUAGGUCUAUUUAUCUGUAAUUGGAGGAAAGAACAUUGGUUAUUUAUAUAAUAUUAGACAUUCUUUCUGCA
Molecule: messenger RNA, 2022 nt
Organism: Lycium ferocissimum
Lineage: Eukaryota; Viridiplantae; Streptophyta; Magnoliopsida; Solanales; Solanaceae
Exons: 3
Coding region: 619-1668 (349 amino acids)
Source: RefSeq, a predicted model, not a curated record